Clavispora lusitaniae ATCC 42720 is the source of this 741-nucleotide messenger RNA. It is a transcript of the gene MAL2, whose product is annotated as oligo-1,6-glucosidase IMA1. Lineage: Eukaryota; Fungi; Ascomycota; Pichiomycetes; Serinales; Metschnikowiaceae. Gene Ontology annotation, biological process: sucrose catabolic process; maltose catabolic process. Gene Ontology annotation, molecular function: sucrose alpha-glucosidase activity; oligo-1,6-glucosidase activity; alpha-amylase activity. The record is from RefSeq and is a predicted model, not a curated record.
AUGUGCAAGUUCACUGAAGGCACUGAUGCUUGGUCCACUGUUUUCACCGAAAAUCACGAUCAACCUAGAUCUAUUACCAGAUUUGGUGAUGACAGUCCCAAGUUCAGAUUCAAGAGCGGAAAGAUGUUGGCUUCUUUGCAAGCAACUUUGACCGGAACUUUGUUCAUUUACCAAGGCCAAGAAUUUGGAAUGACCAACGUGCCUAAAGACUGGCCAAUUGAAGAAUAUUUGGACAUCAAUACUAUCAACUACUGGAAAACAUUCAAGGAGACUCACGGUGGUAUGACUGCAGAGCAGCUUUUGAAAAAUAUCAACUUGUUGGCUAGAGACAACGCUAGAACUCCAGUACAAUGGGACGACUCUGAAAACGCAGGCUUCACCACUGGAAAGCCAUGGAUGAGAGUCAACGACAACUACAAAGAAGUCAACGCUGCUUCUCAGGUGAACGAUCCAAACUCUUUGUUCAACUUUUGGAAGAGGGCUUUGGAGGUCAGAAAACAAUACAAGAACCUUUUCAUUUACGGAAAGUUGACCAUUCUUGACUAUGAGAACAAGAAGGUCUUUUCCUAUACCAAGGAGUUCAAUAACACCAAAGCAUACAUUGUGUUGAAUUUCUCUGCAGACACAAUCAAGUUUGAGGCAUUGGUCAAGGGUGAUUUGGAACUUGUCCUUAGCAAUGUCGCCGAAAUUGAUGAUGGCAACUUGUCUCCUUACGAGAGUAGAGUCUAUGUUGUCAACUAA